AGCCACCAAAACACACCCCGGGCGCCACGCUCCCCUGGAAAGCCUUCGCCGGGCCUUAACUGCCACCCUCACUUCCCAGCGGGAAGCGGGGUGCCAGACAGCCGCCCUUUUCGCGGCAUAAGCAACAAAAAACGAAGAGAAAACACGCGGGGCCAGGUGCCGGCCUCGCCCCCUCAGCAGCGCUGCCGGACGCUGGACGAGGCCGCCGGCGACCGCCACGCGUGGGGCCAUGCCCCCACGGCCCCGGACGGGCACCAGCGGAGGGCACGCGCCGCAGCAGAGGCGCAGCGCGGGAACCCGCCUCCCGCCCCGUGUCACCGCGGGGCGCAGGCGACACCGCCCACAAGCAGCGGCAGCAGGAGCAGCAGGGCCGCCCGCCGCCCCCGUCACCCACCUUCCCACCGCGGCACCGAGCGGGGCGGCAGCGCGGCCCAGCCGGCCCCGCGCGAGCGGAGGGAAGGGUGCGGAGCUGGCGGAGCCAGGAAAUAAACGGGUUCUGAUGCAAGGAAAACGAUGAAAUUCGGUUGCCUUUCCUUCCGACAACCCUAUGCAGGAUUAGUUUUAAACAAAGUCAAAACAGUAGAGACUCGCUGGCAUCCUUUGCUAGCAGACUACAAGAACUGCACCGUUGCCGUUCAUAUAGCUGUUAAGGACUGGCAAGAUGAAACAUGGAGAGCAAUUCUUUUGAAUAGGUUUGGUAUGACACCAAAACAAGUGCAAGAUUUGUUGGAUGAAGGGGAAAAAUUUGGCAGAGGAGUUAUUGCGGGGUUAAUUGACAUUGGAGAGACAUCACUGUAUCCAGAAAACUUGCCUCCUGAAAAGAUUCUGGACCUAGAAAACAAAGCUGUCCUCAGUAAUCUAGAACAGAAAUACUUGACUGUUGUUUCAAAUCCAAGAUGGCUCCUGGAACCGAUUCCUGCCAGAGGGGGAAAAGGUGUGUGGCAGGUGGACAUCCCCGAAGAACUGAUCCCUUCAGAAGCAUAGGCGUUGCCCCUCGCUAUUAUUUUUCCUGCCUAAAUGCAAACUUGCAGUUUACAAGUCAGCAUCUUGAAUACCAGUGAGUUGUUCAGGAUUCCCUUCCAAAACUAAUUGUUUGAAAUAGCAAAUACAUUUGAAGAACUGCUCUUUUGAGGCAAAAUAAACAAGAUGUAAUUUUUAUGACUAUUACUGGAAAUUAUUAAU
Molecule: messenger RNA, 1182 nt
Organism: Grus americana (Whooping crane)
Lineage: Eukaryota; Metazoa; Chordata; Aves; Gruiformes; Gruidae
Product: protein EOLA1-like
Exons: 3
Coding region: 514-984 (156 amino acids)
Source: RefSeq, a predicted model, not a curated record